Messenger RNA from Rhipicephalus microplus (southern cattle tick), 2793 nucleotides. RefSeq names its product XK-related protein 6. Gene Ontology annotation, cellular component: membrane. Gene Ontology annotation, molecular function: nucleic acid binding. NCBI's taxonomy places the organism in Eukaryota, Metazoa, Arthropoda, Arachnida, Ixodida, Ixodidae. The record is from RefSeq and is a predicted model, not a curated record.
UGUUCGUUUGUAGGUCUACUCGGAGGGCGUGUCACGCAAAAAAACGUAUCCGUUAGCACGAUAUGUUAUCCAAAGAUGCGAAAGUGGCCACAUUGAUCGCGUUGAACCUUUUGUAUCGUUAUCAGUGAGCUCAGUGAGGCAGGACACUACGGAACUUGACACAAAGGCUCAUUUACUCGGACUAUCGAAGUGGUACUUUGUUGCACACUCUCAACAUGGACGCUAGAUUCAUGCCACUGCAAGCAGAAAAAGAGGACGAUGACGGGCUGGACACUAAAGAGCCAAGGUACAGAUGCUGUCGGGGGGCUUGGGCAGUAAUAUCGCUGGUGCUGUUUGCUUCAAGCCUUGUCGCAGAUGCGCAUCUUAGCUAUCAAUAUGGCCUCAAUAGCCAUUACGCAUACUGCUCCAUCACGCUCGCCAUCCUUAUUGUACCGACUGUCACUUUAAAUGUGUUGAGUUUCGGCUGGCACAAACAGGAUGGUGGAACCUCGUCAGCUACCAUAAUUGCAGCUCUGAUUCAGCUAGGGAUGUUUCACAGGCACUGCCAGGUUUUAUGGCUGAGCAUCGGAAAGGUGUCUAAGAAUCUGGAAGCUCUUCAUACAAUGGAGAAGAAAACGGCAGAUUUACGCCUGCUGCACCUGUACGAGGUUUUUCUCAAGUCGGCACUUCAGAUAUCAUUUCAGAUUUACCUGAUCUACGACACUGAUGCCUGGAACAAGUUCACAGUUGUUUCAGUGUCUCUGUCUUUCCUGUCACUGUGUUGGGCAGUCAUCGAGUAUGACGUCGCUACGUGGAGAUUGAAGCACAAGAACAAGACAGAGUUAGUCUGCAGCAUGAUCAUUCAUGAACUUGGAAGGGUUAUUGUUGUGCUGUCACGCAUUGUAGCCAUGGCUAUGAUGAUGAUCGCUGAUGACGGAAAUGCUCCCUUCAUAUUUAUUGCGAACUAUGCCCUCACGCUUGUGUUUGUCAUACUGAUGAACAAAGUCGAAGCAAUUCUUCCGUCUGAAGGCUGGAUGUGCUGGAUCCACCACAUUACAGCGACCGCUGCCUUUAACUUCUCAUUCAUCGAUGUUGGUGACUCGUCAUUCCGGACACUGCGUAUCCUCGUGUAUGCGAACGGCAUGCUUCAAAAUGGAGAAUGUGUCUCGGAAUUCUUCCACGAGAGGCUGAACCAUGGUGCCCAAUUGCAUGCUUAUGUUGGUUGGGGAGUGCUAGUAAGCUUUGCAGUUGGUGCCGGUUUGAUAUGGCUGUGUUUGUGGAAGGGAGAAAUGCUACCCGGACAUUGUUACUUGUUUCCAAACAAGGAAACAACAGACUCCGAGGAACUGGGUAUUCAGGUGUCCGAGACGACUGCGAAGCGUCACUCCGCAGAAGCUGGCCUAAGAAUGAGGGUGGCCUGCCACAAGCCUCUGCUGCAAAAACCAAACCAUGCGAAAUGGCUGCAAUUUGCAAGGGACCACGAACCAUGGACCACUUCUGACUGGGAGAAGGUUGUUUUCACCGGCGACACCUCAUUCACGACCAGGUGGAACCUGAGGCAAGAAGCGUGGCGUCCAGAAAACAGUCGUUACAGCCCCAAAUACCCCCUGGAAGUGGCGGCAAGUGACCGUUCAGCAGUGUUCGUGUGGGGUCUUGUGACCAAAGAAGGACUUGGUCCGCUAGUCCUCAUAAAGGACACAUACACAUCUGAGUGCUACUGCUCGAUCCUGGACGACGUGAUGGUGCCUUACUUGUCCGAAGGUCCAUUCCCAGAAGGCGAUUACAUCUUACAGCAAAACAACUCGCCUGUUCACAGAUCCCGAAAGGUAACAACGUUUUUAGAGAAUCGUGGCAUCAACAUCCUCAGCUGGCCACCCCAGUCGCCAGACCUUAACAUCAUAGAGAGUGUGUGGGACCUCAUGAAAACUGCACUACAGAGUCGGUCUCUACACGGAGUCUCUGCUGACGAUCUCUGGGAAGCCAUAAACGAGGAGUGGGAGCGGCUGAGAAGCGACAGGUCACUGACAGCUGACUUGUAUAACUCGCUGCCUUCAAUAAUGGCAGCUGUUGUCACAGCAAAUGAGGAAGCUACAAGGUAAGACAGUUCGCUUUGAUGAGCUUCCUACUUUUCCGAAGCGAAGUUGGAUUGAUGGAACAAGCUUUCCAGGUCCCCGAUUUCAAGACACCGCACCUCAAGACCGACGAAACAACAGGGCCUAUGCACGUUCGCUUGCGGAUGGCUCCUUUAGCACUACCCAUAUACGGCCGGCGCGUCGAUGGGGGCACUGGAAGCUGCCUUUUUUGCAGUGCCGCCUGAGCAGAGUCUGACGUCCUGCUGUGGUGGGGGAGAAAUGUGCGCCUUCGACUUUGACCGGAACGAUUGCGUUUAGUGGCCGGGCGCACAAAGCUCUCUGUGCAGGCCCCGUUUGCGGAAAGAGCGCACUUUUCAAACACAGAGAAGUAGCAAUUGGCACACUUGUUAGUUCGCACUCAUAUCUGUAACUAUGAUUACGUUUUAUGCAUCGUUCUUGUUUAAACAGCGCAUUAAGUGUCGAGGUGCAAUCGUUGAUAGUUGGCUCUCGUUAUGUGUGGGUUGUUUUCGUGUGUCAUUUGUGCGUGAACAGCGCGCUGCACGUUUCUAUCUGCUCGCCGUCUUCAAUGUCACAUUCCAAGUUUCUACUAUCGCAUUUAUUGUUUCGCCCUUGUGCAGACACUGACUUUUUGUGUUAUCAUAUUGAUAUGUGUCACGGCAUUUUGUGAUCACUAUUUUUAUCUGACAUAUACAUGUAAUAAAAUGUUUGCUAACGUAUGAUA